Perca fluviatilis (European perch) is the source of this 1756-nucleotide messenger RNA. It is a transcript of the gene pex10, whose product is annotated as peroxisomal biogenesis factor 10. The transcript has 5 exons. The coding region runs from base 244 to 1224 and encodes 326 amino acids. Gene Ontology annotation, molecular function: zinc ion binding. Lineage: Eukaryota; Metazoa; Chordata; Actinopteri; Perciformes; Percidae. Gene Ontology annotation, cellular component: peroxisomal membrane. The record is from RefSeq and is a predicted model, not a curated record. Gene Ontology annotation, biological process: protein import into peroxisome matrix.
CAACUUCCUGUUUGUUUCCUGGAUUUACAUUAAACUGUAAACUGUACAGUACAAAUCAUUACUAAGGAAUACAAGACACCAUGCAGAAUAAAGGCAACGAGUGUCAUACCACGGACACCAGACUAUGUAUUUUCUGCAGAUAAAUGACAUCUUGAAUGUUUGCUAGUCUGAGCAUUCGGCAGUUUGCAGGCUACUAACCUGCUGUAAAAUUGCUGUCAGCUCUGUAUUUAACUUACAAUAACCAUGCCGCUAGCUCCUGCAAACCAGUCCCAGUUGAUUCGGUCCAGUCAAAAGGACGAAUAUUAUCAAACCUUCCUGAGAAACAACGCCAACGAAGCUUUCCAAACACUUGCUGGAUCUAAAAGAUGGCUGGACUGGAGGAAAGAGAUAGAGCUGCUGUCAGACCUCGCAUACUAUGGUUUAACAACAUUCACAGGUUACCAAACCCUGGGCGAGGAGUAUGUCAACAUCGUCCAGGUGGAUCCCACGAAAAGUCGAAUCCCCUCUCGGACCAGACGAGGCCUCUUUGUCCUGUGCCACUCCUUCUUUCCCUACCUCCUGGACAAGGUCCUGGUGUGCCUGGAGAACGAGCUGGGAUGUGAGCAGGAGGGCGGCGGGGGCGCCAGGCAGCGCCAGGCGGCAUCCUGGCCGUGGAGCCUGGAGUCCUGGCUGAGGGGGCGGACGCGGAGGGCAGUGGCGCUGCUGUCGGAGCCCCAGAGGAGAGCGUGCCUGCCGGCCGUGUUUGUCCUCCAUCAGGGCCUGACCCUCCUGCACCGCCUCCACGUGGCUCUGUUCUACAUCAGCGGCUCGUUCUAUCACCUGUCCAAGAGGGCGGCCGGGAUCAGCUAUCUGCGCGUGAUGGGGCUCAACGGCGAUGACGGGACCAUCCAGAGCAGCUACAGGCUGCUGGGGGCCGCGUCCCUCCUCCAGCUAUUCAUCACGGUGUGUCUGCAGCUCAACAACUUCAGGCAGAAACAGCGCGCCAGGCAGGAGUGGAAGCUCUACAGGAACCUCAGUCCUCAGCGCACACAGAGCUCGGGCCCCAGGGCAGCCAGCUGUAUGCUCUGCCUGGAGGAGAGGAGACACGCCACCUCCACCCCCUGUGGACACCUCUUCUGCUGGGAGUGCAUCACCGAGUGGUGCAACACCAAGGUCAGGCUUACGCCACUGUAUCACACGCAACCUCCGUCUCUAAAACUCUACUACAUGAUUAAUUGUUCGUGAAUUAAAAAAACAAUAAAGGCUAUCUGUCUACAUCUAUUAAAUAUCCCCCCCCACCCCCAAACCAUUUCUAUCACUAGCCAUGCUGGAGGUUUUAAUAUUUUAAUUUGUUGUUACUUAUUGAUCCUUUUUGUGUCAUUUUACAUUUUUAAAAGGCAUCCUGUUUUGAGGGAGAAUUUCCAAAGAGAUUUCUCUUUCUUAUUGUUGGUAACAGGAGAUGACAUUAAGGAUAAUUUAUGCAUAAUUAAACAACAAGGAUGAAACGGCAGCAACAGCCUUGUAAAUCAAGGUUACAUUUUUUUUUUUUCAAACUCAGUCGAAUGCAUUUCAUCUUUUUGUUGGUGCUUUGAGAAUUACAGGCUUUCUUUUUGUCUUAUUUGUGCAGGUUUACAGGGUUUCCGCGGGUCUUAAACUCUAGCCAAUCAAAUUAUCAGGGCGGGCGUUAUACGAUGAUGGACAGAUGGUCAACCGUAACGUAAUCAACCACGUCACCAAAGAGCGCUUGGGUUGAAUUUACAACAAAGAUGGCUGCCGC